This is a messenger RNA of Actinia tenebrosa (Australian red waratah sea anemone), 1917 nucleotides long. Its product is annotated as RNA 3'-terminal phosphate cyclase-like protein. NCBI's taxonomy places the organism in Eukaryota, Metazoa, Cnidaria, Anthozoa, Actiniaria, Actiniidae. Gene Ontology annotation, biological process: ribosome biogenesis; endonucleolytic cleavage of tricistronic rRNA transcript (SSU-rRNA, 5.8S rRNA, LSU-rRNA). The record is from RefSeq and is a predicted model, not a curated record. Gene Ontology annotation, cellular component: nucleolus. Gene Ontology annotation, molecular function: RNA endonuclease activity.
CGUUUCCACGUGUUUUAUUUUCAAGAUGGCGGACACAACGUUAGUUUAUGAAGGAUGCAAUUAUUUUCGUCUAAGACUCGUUCUCGCCACUCUCAGCAGCCGGCCAGUGAGAAUAAAGAAUAUAAGAACAGAUGACGAUAAUCCUGGACUUAAAGAUUUUGAGGCUAAUUUUAUUCGUYUUAUGGACAAGUUAACCAAUGGUUCACAUAUCGAAGUGAAUGAAACAGGUACAAGCAUCUAUUACAAGCCAGGACUUUUAGCUGGUGGCACUAUUGACCACGAAUGCAAUUCACAAAGAGCUAUUGGCUAUUACCUCGAGGGUGUUGUCAUGUUGGCACCAUUUUGUAAGAAGCCUUUACGACUGACAAUGAGAGGAGUUACUAAUGAUACUUUUGACCCAUCGGUAGAUGUUAUCAAAAUGGUUACUAUUCCUUUGCUAAAAAGAUUUGUUGUGGAUGACAAAGGUCUUGAUAUUAAAAUUAGCAAGAGAGGUAGCCCUCCUGAUGGYGGUGGACAGAUUUUCUUUUCAUGUCCAGUUAGAAAAACCCUUAGACCAUUACAGUUUACAGAUCCAGGGAAAAUAAAAAGAAUAAGAGGMCUUGCCUAUGCUACUAGAGUGUCUCCAUCUAUGGUGAACAGAGUGGUUGAUGCUACCAGAGGUGUCUUGAAUCAGUUUGUAUCAGAUAUAUACAUUUAUACUGACCACUGCCGAGGACAACAAGCAGGAAAAUCAUCUGGGUUUGGGUUAUCAUURGUAGCAGAGACAACUAAAGGAGCUGUACUUGGUGCACAGUGUUCAUCAAACCUGCCAGGGCAAGGAGAACCAACAAUAGCAGAAGAUCUAGGGAAAAAGACAGCACACAUGCUACUGGAUGAAAUAUAUAAGGGAGGAUCUGUUGACUCUAGACACCAAAGUCUUGUGUUACUCUUUAUGGCCAUGGGACAACCAGAUGUUUCUAAGGUUCUUACAGGACCACUUACACCCUACACAAUUCAAUUCCUAAGGUAUCUAAAAGACUUCACAGGAGUAAUGUUCAAGAUUCAAACACAAGAAAAAGAUUCUGAAGAYGACAGCAGGACUGGAGGACCAACUAAAAUAUUACUUUCCUGUGUCGGCAUGGGCUUUACUAACAUUAAUAAAUCCAUUACRUAAUUGUUACAUAUUUAUACUUUUUAUUAUAUUUGAAUAAAAGAAAAGAUACUGAUGGACAAAUAUUUUAUUUCACAUUAUUAUUGCGUGGUCAUGGAUGGGUUGUUGAUAAAAGCACCUUUGACUAUUGUGCUUGAGGAAAAUCAUCAUCAUCAGCCAACUUCUGUUGAGAUCAGAAUAUUUCACUAUUAUAAGUUAGUGUGUCUUGUUCAUCAUUGCAAGCCCAGGUUUGUCUAGUAUUCAGCCAGUGACCUUCCAAUCUUCAUUCAUUUGAUGAUCUUAUCUGUGUGAAUAGUUUUUAUCAUCCAUUAUAUGAAAAUUCCUGUAACUUUACAUUAUUAAGCUUGUAUAAAUAGCUUGUCUAAACUUCAAAAAUAUCGUGCUGUGGCCAUAUAUCCUGGCAUCAAAACAUUACUAGCUAAUAAUGUAGUGCUUAGUAUUAUUUAGUUAUCAACUAUUGAGUUGUUAAAUUCACUCCGCGUGAACCAAACAAAGACACAAAGUAUUUGCUUUGUUCCCAAUGCUCUGCUUCAAUGAUAUCUACUCUUUCCAUUAGACGAACAUUAUGUAGUUGGUUUUGUUUAACAGAUAUAUGGCAUGCACUUUAUUACUGUACUUUCUCUCUUACUCUUAUAAAUUUAAGUCUGUUUGAAUUACCACAGGGGAUGGUGUCGGGAGGGUCAUAACAUAGUCAACUCAAACACUCGGAAAGGCAAAACACUAAACAUUUUUGAAGCAACAAUAGACCCUUUUCGAGUUCCAAAUUA